AAAUAAGUAAUUCAAACAUAUAAAGAAGUUUGAUGUUGACGUCACUCGUAGCCACGCCUCCGAGCUGGCGUGAUGGUUGACAGCCAAACUAGUCAGACAGGACUUUUUGCCCUUCUUUGCUAAACUUUUGCCACAACCGAUUUGCAGCCUCCGACGGAGGAAAAGCCGACUCGAGACCUCCUGGUCGACUAGGAGAUUCGUCGGAGGGUCGUUACUGAGAUUCAAAACAAACAAGUGUGCUUUGAAGGAGACAACUUGUUCGUCUUCGUGCAACAUUCUUCACUUCAGGUCCAGCUUGGUAAACAUUUUUUUUCAGCGCGCCCGUCGCUCACGUCCAGGCAGACUGUGAGCAGAGAGGUGGGUGGUGGGGUUGUUCCACGAGGGUCGACCAUGCGGAAGCGUUUUGACUGGAUUCGGCAUUGGGGCCACAGGCGGGAUGAUAUCGUGGAUCAUUCUGAGUCGCCCUACACGUCGGAUACAGAAUGCAGCGAGGAGGUUAUUUCAGCAACACUUUCUGAGGCUUCGCAGGACGAACCUAAAACUGAUCUUAAUGAAGUGAAAGGACACUUAGAGAUCACCUUGUUAGAGAAACACUUCUUACAGGAAGAGCUGAAGAAACUCAGAGAGGAAGAGACUGGCAUAGAAAUUCUGCGACAGGAGCUGGAAAGGGAACGCUGCAGGAACAUUGAACUAGAGCAAAAGCUAAAUGACAUCUUAAAUGCCAGACCUGACGAUUCACCGUCUAUCACUCCGAAAGCCUCGCCACCCAAUGACAUCACUGCUGGAAAAGAGGAUGCAUACAGUCGCUUUCAAAGGUUGCUUUUCAAUUAUUUGGGUGUCGACUUUAAUGACUUCCAAUUACACCGGGUGGAGGAGGCGCCCGAGCCAGAUGAGCCGCUUAGUGCCAGAAGGUUGACGGAAAACAUGAGGCGGUUCAAAAAAGGACUGAGGCCCAUCACCUGCUUUCUGCAUGACCUCUCAGCCUUGUCCAGCUGGUACUCCGUCUACACCACAGCCAUCGCCUUUACAAUAUACAUGUACGCUACUUGGCGCGGCUGGACUAUCUCCAUGUUCCUGUUCCUGGCUGUGCUUCGCCUCUCUUUGAACUACCUCAUUGCCAGGGGAUGGAGGAUCCAGUGGAGUAUCGUUCCACAAGUCUCUGAACCUGUGGAGCCUUCCAGAGAAGACCUGACUGUGUCGGAGAAGUUCCAGUUGGUUCUGCACGUGGCUCAGAGAGCUCAGAAUGUCUUUGGAAAGAUGGCCGACAUCCUGGAGAAGAUAAAGAAUCUCUUCAUGUGGGUGGAGCCUCAGUUGACGAAGAAACUCUACGUGGCUCUGGGGGUGUCCUUCAUCGCCUCUUGCCUACUGCCUUACAAAGUGCUCGGAUUCAUGAUUGGUGUAUUUGUGGGCGUCAAGUUCUUCAUCAUCAAUUUCAUCUUCAGGACUUGCCCAAAACUGCGUCAGCGCUACGACACUGCGCACAUUAUCUGGACAAGCCUCCCCACGGACCUCCAGAUGAGGGAGCGAGCCAACCCCUCAACUGGCAGACGGAUUCCUGGCGCCACCGACGAUGGUGGAGUUCGAUACUACAACACCAAGCGAGGCGCUUUCCACGAGGUCUUCAACCUCCCCGAGAGUGAAUGCCCCCUGGCAGUGUGCGUGAACGGUUGGCGCUGCUGCCUCAUCAACCGUGGCAAAAAGACACCCGCUGACUACAUCCGGAACGGCGUCCUCUAUGUCACUAACAACUAUUUGUGUUUCGAGUGUUCCCGCUCAUCUUCCUCCAAAAGGGACAAAGUCAUCAAACUGGUGGAAAUCAUAGACAUCCAGAGGUACAAAGCAUUGUCCAAGUUACCUGGCUUUGGGACAGGUAUAUCCAUAACAACACCGUCCACUCUGAAGCCGAUGGUGUUCGGAGCCAUGACCAAUACAGACGAAGUCUUCGACACUAUCUUGGCCCAGCGCAAUCAUGCAGUUGUCAUGGAGGCGACUGCCAGCCCGGAGACGUAGUAACUCUUCCUUUCAUCUUCCAAACACUCCAAAAAUAUGCUGCAGCGUGCAUUUGUUACAAUCAGGUCAUAUUGAAAUGUACACUAUUUUUCUGGGUUGAUGUUUAACAGAUUCUGUCAAAAAGCCCAUUUGAUGAUCACGACAUUCUUCAGCCUAGUGGUUGUUAGGUAUGAGUAUGACAUUUAAUGUCGAACAAAAGGUACAAAGUGCGAACAAAAAACAUCAAUGUUGCAUGAUUUUAUGGCCUUUUUAAUUUAUCCUGCUUUUGAUGUAAUGUUAUUCCUGCAGAUUAUCUCUACCACAAUGUGUCUUUGCCUCUCGCCUAAAAUUCUUUUUGUUUAAAUAUGCCUGUUUAAAAGUCUUCUGAGGGUUUUAUAAUGUGUGCUUGUACAGAUUGCUUAUAGUUUUUCUAUUUUCUGGAAUAGGAUGUAUAAUUUUUAUUAUUUUUUUUAAUUAUUUUUUU
Molecule: messenger RNA, 2473 nt
Organism: Corythoichthys intestinalis (scribbled pipefish)
Lineage: Eukaryota; Metazoa; Chordata; Actinopteri; Syngnathiformes; Syngnathidae
Product: GRAM domain-containing protein 4-like
Exons: 18
Coding region: 391-2010 (539 amino acids)
Biological process (GO): apoptotic process; negative regulation of toll-like receptor 9 signaling pathway
Source: RefSeq, a predicted model, not a curated record